UUUGGUUGACCUCUUGCAGUCUGGUUGUGUCUCUGGGUAAUUGUGCUUUGAAUGCCUGAGCACAAGUUUUCCACUACAUACUGAUUUCUUUCAGCAAUGGAGUCCCAGUAUCACCAGUUUGGAUCAUCAGAUAGCAGCUCUGUCCAUGAAGAACCCAAAAUCCUCUCACAGACAGGUAUGAAGAGGAUAGUGAUUUUUGUGCUUUAUGGCCUCCUGGUGCUGCUGCUGCUGAUUCUGCUGAUGGUGACUGGGAUCAAAUUCUCCCAUUUAAGCAAGGAAAUCACUGAUAUCAAACAGCAUCUUGAUAAAAUGAACCAUGGAGGAACAACAUCAGCGCUCAGUUCAGGUGAAACAACAGUGACCGAUGUCUUCUUAGAGGAACUCAGCCCAGUUAGAGGAACAUGUGCCGAAGGCUGGGUGUCUUACCAGAGUCACUGUUACCUGCUAGCCACCACCAGUGUAACCUGGAGCAAAGCAGAGGAUCUGUGCAAAGCACACGGAGGACACCUGCUGGUUCUGAACAAUGUGGAGGAACUGGACUACAUUUCAAAAAUUAUUCCAGUCCGACAUAACUACUGGAUCGGACUCGUGGAACGACAGCAUGAGGGACAGUGGAGCUGGGUGGAUGGAACUGACUUAAGAUCAACCCCAAUGUUCUGGGAUAAAGGUCAGCCAGACGACUGGGACUACAGAGAGAACGGAGAGGACUGCGGGCAGCUUCAUGGUUCUGAAAGACGCAAACGCAAACUGCUGAAUGAUGCUGAGUGUACGCAGUCAUACCGAUAUAUCUGUGAAAAAAGGGCAUGAAAAACCCCCUUCCCCACACACUCACACACACCUAGUAUGGCAGACCCAGUAUAGCGCGGUGAAGUCUAGAAUGAUGGAAAUGGAUGUUACUGAUUCUGGUGUGUCAUAAAAAUGGAUGAAAUAUGCAUUCACAUGUUUUAGGCUUUUCUUGAAAAUAAAUCUAUAGCUAUGGAAACAAUAGCACUCGUAUUCAAUCAUUGUAUUAUU
Molecule: messenger RNA, 1014 nt
Organism: Archocentrus centrarchus (flier cichlid)
Lineage: Eukaryota; Metazoa; Chordata; Actinopteri; Cichliformes; Cichlidae
Product: C-type lectin domain family 4 member E-like
Exons: 7
Coding region: 97-807 (236 amino acids)
Source: RefSeq, a predicted model, not a curated record